Molecule: messenger RNA, 840 nt
Organism: Aureobasidium vineae
Lineage: Eukaryota; Fungi; Ascomycota; Dothideomycetes; Dothideales; Saccotheciaceae
Source: the annotation of a GenBank genome assembly
AUGGGUUUGCUCGACAAAUUAAUCAACGAGGUCACCCACCAGGGCCAGAGCGGUAGCAGCGGCCAGCAGGGCGGCUACAAUCAGGGCGGCUACGGAGGAAACAACUACAACCAACCCCAAGGCAAUUAUGGCGGUCCCCAGCAAGGAUAUGGCGGUCCCCAGCAGGGAUAUGGCGGUCCUCAACAAGGAUAUGGCGGCCCACAGCGAGGCUACGGUGCUGGUCAAGGAACACCUCAAGUCCCGCCUCCAUGGCGCGCCGUCUGGGACGAUCGUGAGAAUCGCUGGCUCUUCAUCAACGAGCAGAACGGCGAACGCACUUUCGAGCAUCCUGGUCGUGCUGGUGGAUACGGCGGUGGCUAUGGAAGCAGCUACAACCAAGGUCCUCCUCAAGCUCAAUACGGCGCAUACGAACAACAACAGCCUCAGCAGAAGAAGAACCACAAUCUAGCAUACGGAGCCAUGGGCGCCGCAGCUGGACUUGCUGGCGGUGCACUACUCAUGCACGAAGGUCACGAAGUCAAGGAGGACUGGGAGGAAGACAAGUACAGAGCCGAGAACAAGUUCGAUCGCUUCGAAAACCGUGUCGGAGAGGUCGAAGACAUCCCCCAGGACAUCGAGAACGAUUACGACCGUGUCAAGUACGGCAUGGAGAAUAAGUGGGCAAAUGGUGUCCAGGAUGUCGAGGAUGUGCCCGAGGACAUUGCUGGCUUUGCUGGAGAGGGCGUCGGAAAGGUCGAGCGCUGGGGCGAUGAUGUCGACAGAUUCGGCGACAACAUGGACAACGCCUACGACCAAGGCAGAGAUGAUGAGCGCUACGGCGACGACAAUGACCGCUGGUAA